CCUGGACAGCUUGGGGUAGGAUUCCCAACCUAGAGCUGGUGGCCCCAACAGCAGAUAGAGCCAAUGUAUGCCAGGGUUGGAUGUAGGUCUGGAAGACUUCGCUAUAAAGCAGCAGCCCAGAGACGUGGGGCACCGGAGUACCCCCUGUCUGGGGAUUCUAGGGCCCAAGCCGUCUUCACCCUAGUUAGUGGGGGAAUGGUGGCUUCUGCUCUCGAAGGCUGUGUUUGCAGUAAAUUGUGAUAAAAUCAUGAAUUCAGAGGCAGCUCUCAAAAAACAGUCCUAAUCACCCCAUCGUCCCCUGCCAAGUGCCAGCCACAGCAGAGAGGGUUCCUCUUUGUCCUGCCCCAAGUCUUCCCACCACGGGGGAACCGCCAGGGUGAGCCUGCAAGCCCCCCCCCCCCACCAACACAUCCAGAAGAAGUGACAUUAAUUACCCAUUUAAUACAAAUUUCCUCUCCCAUGACUUGGAAACAUUAAGAGACCUUUCCUGCAAUGUGAGUAUUAAACCAAACAAAGUACAUAAAGGUUUCAGCACUGGGUCCUUGGUUCCUGAUGACAACAGCAGUCAGGUUCCCAGCUGAGUUCAAAGAGCCAUGAGGCACGCCCUGGAGGAGGCUCCACUAGUCUCAGCACCCCAGUGGGUGUGGGAGAGCCAGGAGGGGUUCGGGAGGCCCGCAGCGCUUUGAUGGCUCUGCUUACCACCUCCUCGCACUGGCCAGACUCUUGCCUGAGGGACUCAGGCUGCAGUCCCCACCCUCUACUGUCUCUCUGCCCCACCCUGCCCCCACACACCUCUCAAGCCCUGUGAUCCUGUCUCUCAGAUCUGCUUUGGGCACAGUGAGGAAGCUGGGAAAGAUCCAGGGGCAGGGCAGCGAUACGAGGACCUGGCAGGUCUGGGGCAUACCUGGGGAAUUCCAAUCAGUCUUCCGGGUGCUCAGGAGCUCCCUUCCUUCUCCCCCCCCCCGCCACCCCAGUGUGAGCCAGGACACAGUGGGACCCUAGGCCACACAGUACCAGCUCCAGAAGCCCAGGACUGUGACCAGUGCAGCCCAGCAAUGGCCAGCCCCCGGUACCCGGUGUCCGUGUGUGCAGCAGCCCUAGUCCAGACAGCGCGGCAUCAGACAUUUGCCUUCUCUGUGUGCUGGUCGGACGGCAGCGACACCUUCGUGCGCCGGAGCUGGGAGGAGUUCAAGAAGCUCCAUAUCCUCAAGGAGACCUUCCCCGUAGAGGCGGGCCUACUGCGGAGAUCCGACCGCGUUCUCCCCAAGCUUCCCGACGCAUCGCUGUUGGUGCGUGGGGGGCGCACAGGCCGCGGCCUGGCUCGCCUGCGGCUGCUGGAGACCUAUUCCCGGACACUGCUGACCGUGGCUGCGCGUGUGUCCCAGAGCCCAGCGCUCAGCAACUUCUUUGCACCGCAACCCCUGGACCUGGAGCCCAGGCUGCCAGCUGGCAGUCUGGUGAUCCUGCCAGCUCCUGAAGAGCCCCUAGGCCGCCCAACGGACACCCUGGCCAUCCGUGGCCUGGAGGCUCAGAGCCUGCGAUGCCUGCAGCCCUUCAGCACCCAGGACAUGCAAGGCCGCCCUUUCCACACACGGGCCCAGGAGGUCCUAGACGUGCUGCUGCGACACCCCUCAGGCUGGUGGCUGGUGGUGAACGAAGACCAGCAAACAGCGUGGUUUCCUGCUCCGUACCUGGAGGAAGCAGCCCCUGGCCCACAACAGCAGCCCUUGGGGAGCAGUGGGUCUCAGUUCUGCGCUUCCCAAGCCUAUGAGAGCAGCCACGCAGAUGAACUCUCCGUGCCUGCUGGAGCGCGGGUGCGCGUGCUGGAAAUGUCGGAUCGCGGCUGGUGGCUCUGCAGGUUCGGCGGGCGCUGCGGUCUCCUCCCCGCUGUAGUGCUGCGACCAGAGGGGCUGGGCGCGCUUCUGAGUGGGUCAGGGCUCCACCGCCAGGAGGACAGUGAAGAGGCCACGGUGGGAGAUCCCCAACGUCCCCCUGAGAUCCCCCAAGGGACAACGCUACCCCCUAUGGUGCCCGCCCACCCUCCACUCAGCGCCAUUCAGGCCCGCUGCUGCACCAUCACCCGCAGGGCGCUGGCACGGAAGGACCCUCUCCAGGGCGUGUGGAGCUGCGCAGAGGGCAGGACCAAAGCUCCAGACCCCGGGGGGGACUGAUGCUAGCCGGGCCACCGGCACCACAGCCGUGGGAGGAUUAUCCGAGGGUCGGACCUCUGACUGGCGGGGCCAGGAAACCAACCUCCCCCAUGUCCCGAGUAAAGCUCUUCCACUGAGGCACAAGCUAGUAUCUGUGCUGAGGGGCAGGACCUGCUGGG
This is a messenger RNA of Neogale vison (American mink), 2329 nucleotides long. RefSeq names its product NADPH oxidase organizer 1 (gene NOXO1). The transcript has 8 exons. NCBI's taxonomy places the organism in Eukaryota, Metazoa, Chordata, Mammalia, Carnivora, Mustelidae. Gene Ontology annotation, molecular function: superoxide-generating NADPH oxidase activator activity; phosphatidylinositol binding; protein binding. The record is from RefSeq and is a predicted model, not a curated record. Gene Ontology annotation, biological process: superoxide anion generation. The coding region runs from base 1056 to 2171 and encodes 371 amino acids.